Molecule: messenger RNA, 2664 nt
Organism: Paramecium tetraurelia
Lineage: Eukaryota; Ciliophora; Oligohymenophorea; Peniculida; Parameciidae
Exons: 4
Biological process (GO): cilium assembly; cilium movement
Cellular component (GO): motile cilium; extracellular exosome
Molecular function (GO): protein binding
Source: RefSeq, a predicted model, not a curated record
AUGGAACCAGAUCCCAAAUUAUUGUCUCUUUUAGAGAAGGUUAAUAAUCCAAUAGAGUUGUUUAAAAUACAUAUAACUGUGAAAGGAGUGUAUGGAUUUAGUGAAGAUUGGAAAUUAACAGAUGAAACGAAUCCAGGAAUAUUUGCAAAUGUAGUUCGUUACUAAGGGGAAGAUUUGUUUGGCAAGAUCAAGGGUCGAGAAUAGACAGAGAGAGAGAAGUUUGAGGAGUAUUAGAAAAAUAGUAAAAAGAAUAAAAAGGACACUAAGAGUCCAGAAGAAGAAGAAUAAAUGAAGAAGGCAUUGGCAUUGGAGGAAGAGGAAGAGUAGAAAAAAUAACAGCAUUUGGGGACUCUAUCAGAGCAAGAUAAAUUAUUUUUUAUUUCAGAAGACAAAUUCAAAACUAUUAGCAUUUAGUAUGAGGAAACUCAUACAGUCGAGGUGACUAAUGUGCGUUAGUUGGAAGAAGAGAUUCUUGAAAGCAGAAAUUACAUUUAUUUUAUUCGAUAGCCUGCAAUCACAGAAGAAGAAUUAGUUAAAUUAAAGAAGGGUAAGACCAAGAAUUUAAAUAAUGCUGAAUUAACUCAAAUAAUAUUUAAGGGGGUUUUUGAUUUGUCAGAAUUAUUAGAGCCUGGAUGCACUCGUACAACAGUGAGGGCACUCUUAAAAUAAGAAGAAAAUGCAGAUUGUCCUAAAUAUAAUUGUGAUAAGAUGUAUGUCAAAGUAGAAAUUGAGACUGAACCUGCAUUAACUCCCUUGGUUGAAGACAUUCCAGUUUUGAAUAUCGAACCAAUAGUAGUAUAAAGAAUACCAAGCAAAUUCGAGUGUGUUGGCUAAUUUCAAAGCGACAUCAAAGAAGCCAUGAAGGCAUUGGAUGAAGAAUAUUCUAAACUCUAUCCAAGUGAUCAAAAGGCUAAAGUAAGUGUGAAUUUGACAGUCUAAAAAAGACAGGAGUUACAAAAGAAGAAAGAAUCCUUCCUUAAUGAAAUUAAUUAAUCAGGAAAAUACAAGAUCCUUUAAGAUAGAUUAAGAUCAUCUAUUAUUAGAGUCUGUAUUGAUAAAUUUGCUAAGGAAGGACUGUUUGUUGGAGUUAACAAGGAUGAAUAAGACAGGUUGUUUGCAGAGCUUUAUGUUUUUAUGAUGGAAGAAAUGUAGACUACACUUGGAGAAUAUGUACUUAAUAAUAAGGAAGAUAUUCAUGAAGACUUAUACUCAACCUACGAUUAAAAUUAAAGAGAUAGAGACGUAGUAUUCCAAUCUUUGAAAGAAUCGGCUUUUAAGAAAUUCAAGAGAUUUGCAGAGUAAUAUGAAACCAUUAAUCAAGUCGAUUAGGCUUUAAAAUAUUACACCAAUAUGGUCUUGGUGGAUCCUAAAUCAGCAACUAUAUUUGCUAAAUAUUGCUUCAAAAUCCAGAGAUUCAAAGCAGCCGAACAAUUAAUCUAAAUGGUUAGAGAUAUAGAAUGGAAUAAAGAAAAUGAAUUGUUGAUGGCCUGUCUUUACAUCAGAAGAGAACGGUACAAAGAAGCCACUAACAUAGUUCAAUCUUUACUUCAAAAAGAGCCUAUAAAUACACUUUUCAAUUUACUCAUGGCCUUCAUAUACAAGCAGCAAGGGAAUCAGAAUAUGGCUGACAAAUAUUCGAGAUGCACUCAAAGAAUAUUUAUGAGAACCAUGGGCUUGCUAACAAAAGGAUUUCCAAAACAAUAACCAGAUCCUCACUUAUUGCCAAAUUUCAAAUAACAAAUGAUUGAACAAUAAGAAAAAGCCAAAAAGGCUCCAGUCUUGACUCCAGAAUAGACAGAUCAAAUUCAAUUAGAAUUAAUUGAGUAUUUCGCAUCUCGCAGUUUAUUUGAUCUAGCAGAGAAAGCACUUAUUAAUAUUAAAGACAAAACCACUCAAAAGAUUAACAUAAUAAAGGCCUAGAUUCAUAUCUUCAAUGAAAACUAUACAGAUGCUUUGAGUUUAAUUCAAAAAAUCUUAAAUCAAAAUCCAAAAAAUUAUGAAGUCUACUUAAUAAAAGGAGCUUUGUGUUAUUAAACUGAGCAGUUUUAUGAAGCAGAAGAGACUUUCUUAAAAGCUUUAUCUAUAUAACAAAGGAAAUCCUUUGAUAUCCUACUGAGAUUGGGUUAUUUGUAUCUUAAACGUAAGUCUUGGCAAGACGCUAAGGCUAUUUUUGAAAGGGCCUUAGAUUAGUAAAAUCCUUCAAAUAGUUCCUUAACUUGGUUAGGACUUGGAAUUUCAAAUCUAAGGUUAAAGGACCCAAUAGCUGAGGAGUGCCUUUGUUAAGCAAGCAUUCACGAACCGUUUAAUGGUGAGGUUUGGGGAUAUUAGGCUCUAAACUGUUUAUAAUAGAAGAGAGGGUAAUAGGCCAAACAAUGCUUAUUAAGAAUGGAAUAAACAGAAGUAAAUGAUUUAGAUUUAUUGAUUGAAUUGGCAGAGGAGAUGUACAAAUGCCAAGAUUAUGAGAGUUGUCGAUAAAUAUUAAUGAGAGUCUAUAAUUCAAAAGUUAAGAUACCUAAUAUGGGUUUACUGUUAAAGAAUCUGGGGUAAGUGCAUGCAGAAUUAAGAAGAAAAGAGGAAGCCAAAUAAUAUUACGAAGAGUCAUUAAUAUAUUUAGAGAGUGCUAACGAAAUAGAAAAAGUAAAUUAAGAAAUAAAGUUUUUAUGA